AUGGAGAAAAAGUUGAGAAAAGGACCAUGGUCAAAACAAGAGGAUGCAAUAUUAAUUAAAUAUGUUGACAGAUAUGGACCGGAAAAGUGGAAUUUAUUACAAAGGGUAACUGGACUUCCUCGAGAAGGCAACAGUUGUCGUCUAAGAUGGCUUAAUCAUCUUAAUCCAUAUUUGAAAAAGGGAAAAUUAAGUGAAGAAGAAAAACAGAAAAUCAUUCAACUUCGUCAACUUGGAAUCAAUUGGUGUGAAAUUGUUAAACAGCUUCCUGGAAGAACAGACAAUGAGAUAAAGAAUUUUUAUAACAUUAAUGAGAGAAAGAAACAUAAAAUGGAGAGUGGCAAUCAAGAAUGUCAGAAAAAGAAAAAGAAAAUAAAGUAUUUGUCACUCAACGAAGAAAAUAAAGCCCGUGAUAAUGAGUUGAAUAACAAUGGAGAAAGUAGCAACCAGCAACAAGGCAUUUCUGACACACAUCAAAUGGAAAUCAUGAAAGACUCGUUCCAUAUUCCAAUUAUGCAACCUUCAAAUAUGCUUUGCAAUAAUGUGCCAAGUACUUCUACAGUCAAUAAUUCUUCUCCAACAAUCAUUGAUAGGGGUGAAGCUCCUUUUAUGCCAACUGACAUGGUAUCAAAUGUGCCUCUAUUUCAAGAGUUCCAAUCUUUUGAAUCUCCACUUCAUCCAUACACUUCUAUAACCGAUAAACCUUCCCCAAUAUUUAUUGAUAGGAGUGAAACUUCUUUUAUUUCUAAGGAUAUGGAAUCAAACCUGCCUCUACUCCCAGAAAGUAUGAACUUUGAAUCUUUUGAAUCUCUAAUUCAAAAGUAUCCUCCACUCCCACUUCGAUCAUCUGAGGAGAUUCAACGAGAGCAGCUGGAACUAGAUUCUCCAUUCAACAAUAAUUUGAUGGAAUCCAUGUUCAAUACAUCAAAUAUUUUGGAUGACUCUAAUGGUAACCUAUAUUUCUGUGAGACAAGAUUGGUUGAUGAAAAUGGAAAUGAGCCAACAUAUUUGAAGAAAGAUGAAUCAAACUGUGAGACAAGAUUGAUUGAUGAAAAUGGGAUGAAGCCAACAUAUUUGAAGAAAGAUGAAUCAAACAAUGAAGACUUAAUAGAUUUGUUGGAUAGCUUAGGUUGGUUGGAUGGUUAUAUUUUUUGA
Messenger RNA from Trifolium pratense (red clover), 1152 nucleotides. Its product is annotated as transcription factor MYB74-like. The transcript is spliced from 4 exons. NCBI's taxonomy places the organism in Eukaryota, Viridiplantae, Streptophyta, Magnoliopsida, Fabales, Fabaceae. Bases 1 to 1152 code for a protein of 383 amino acids. The record is from RefSeq and is a predicted model, not a curated record.